Messenger RNA from Anastrepha ludens (Mexican fruit fly), 1623 nucleotides. RefSeq lists its product as uncharacterized. Bases 195 to 1448 code for a protein of 417 amino acids. The transcript has 6 exons. The record is from RefSeq and is a predicted model, not a curated record. NCBI's taxonomy places the organism in Eukaryota, Metazoa, Arthropoda, Insecta, Diptera, Tephritidae.
AUUACAAACAUUCAGAGUUUCAAGUGCAACACAGGCUAUAAAACUGGCUGUCUAACGAUUCAUAGUUUCUUUAUAUCAACUAAACUUAAGCUGUAAAGUACGCGACUAGUGAGCGACAAGCGAUAUACCAUAUUUUGCGUUUUAUAAUAAUAAAUUAAAUAGAAAGAAAUAGCUUUCAAAGCCUUGUGAUCAAAAUGGUGAACAACGAUAUGUACAAUGAGGAUGAGCUGAACGCGCCAGAUUGGUUGAAUAAGGAUUUUUUUGAAAAAGUGCUUAAAAAUGUGGAAAAUAAAAGUACGAAGGUAACAGAUCUGGUACUCACGCCGGGUACAUCGAAAAACGACCACUAUUCAAGUGUUCUCUUUCGCGCCAAAGUCAGCUACACGGUGGGGACACAGUCAGCGCAGGAGAAAGUAAAUUCGUACAUUAUAAAAACUGAGCCAUCCGUAGAUGGCCGAAAGAAGGAAUUUCUUGGUAAUUUGCAUUUCUUUCAAACGGAAAUUCGUAUGUAUACAGAAGUGCUGCCUUUAAUUGAGGGAGUGCUGAGGCAGUAUGGCGACGAUACAGUUUUGGGACCAAAACUUAUCCACUGCAGCGACACCUCCCCCUUAUUUGUGGUUUUCGAAGAUUUGACGCAGCAAGGUUACACCACACUUGGUAAUCGCCACAUAAAUUCGGACGAAAUAAAACUAGCGUUGCUGAAGUUGGCAAAGUUGCACGCGGUGAGCUACAAGUUGAGUCAAGAGAAAGCAAACACCUUUGCUGGCAUAGACAAGGGUUCCAUUAAUACUGUGGAUCAAGAAAGCUUUACCUUUAUCAAGAAUGCCACCAAAUUGAUGAAAGAGGUCUUAAGCGAACAUGGCGAUCUUCGCAAAUUCGUACCACUCAUUGAGUCCGUCGAACAUAUAUUUCUAUCCAGUAGCAUCGAUAUGUUUAAUGAGAACCGAGAUGGUAGACUUGAUGGGAUUUGUGUACUAAAUCAUGGCGGUUUUCAUGCAAAAAAUGUAAUGGUGCAAAAUGUGGAUGGCAAACUGAAAGAUCUCAUGCUGCUCGACUAUCAGAUUAGCAUAUUUGGUUCGCCAGCUAUUGAUCUACACUACGCCUUCAUCAUGAUGUUCAGUCCCGAAAUGCGACGAGAGCAAUUUGACGAAUUAUUGUAUUAUUACAUAAUGAAUUUCCAGGAGACUCUGCGCAAAACAGAGUACAAGGGACGAAUUCCGACCAAUGUGGAAUUUCGACAAGAACUGCAGAAGCGCAGAUAUUGGGGACUUUUUUUACUUUUAUCCUUUUUGGCAUUCAACUACACGUUUGCUGAUGAAAAAGGCGAUGUUGCCAAACUCGUUGAAAAUGCGGAGGCACAGAAGAACCAACUACGAGAUCCGAAGCUGCUGAAUGAGCUAAGAGAGCUUUUGCCAAGGUUUUUAUAUAACGGCUACUUUGAGUAUUAAAAUUAUAAAAAAGCGACUCCCAGCUCCAGAAAUAAUAUGAAUUUUAUUAAAUUGUAUCACGUUAAUUGUUGUUGUUGUUGUUGUUAAUAGUGCUAUGGUUGUGCUUGGAAGUGUUAAAAAUGUGGAUUUAUUUACCAAACAAAAUCACGAAAGAAUAAAAACAAACAGAAACGAA